This is a messenger RNA of Pipistrellus nathusii (Nathusius's pipistrelle), 255 nucleotides long. Lineage: Eukaryota; Metazoa; Chordata; Mammalia; Chiroptera; Vespertilionidae. The record is from the annotation of a GenBank genome assembly.
AUGAGCGGCCGGGUGCCGCUGGCGGAGAGGGCCCUGUCCGAAGGCCACGCCCGGCAGCGGUUCCGGGACACAUCCCUGCUCAUCUGGCAGCAGCAGCAGCGGGAGCUGGAGGCGGUGCCGCCCGGGACCUACCUGAGCAGGAGCCGCAGCAUGUGGUACUCGCAGUACGGGAACCAGGCCAUCCUGGUCCGGGACCGCAACAAGCUCGAGGUCUCCCGGGACACGGGCCAGUCCCGGUUCUGCUCCGUGAUGUGA